GUCACUUUAACCACGGUUGGUGGCGCGCCUUUAAAAGCCCGCCAUGGGUGCCCUUCUCCUUCCCAUCCUUUCUCGUUUGCAGCUUCGUUGUGGAUCGUCGCCUGGCUUGUGCUAUAUGAUCUUUGGUUUAGUGGAUUAAGAACAGAGCGGAAGGAAGGCGAUGGCGGAGAACGGCGAGUUCAGCUUUGCCCACGGCGGCGCGAAGUCGGCGACGGCGGUGGCUGUCCCCAAUGGGCUGCCGAAGAUCCAGACGCGCGGGGAGAAGAAGCCGGAGAACGGUAUCUGCCACGACGACAGCGCGCCGCCGGUGAAGGCGAAGACCAUCGACGAGCUGCACUCGCUGCAGAAGAAGAGGUCGGCGCCGACCACCCCCAUCAAGGACGGAUCGCAGCAAGGCAGCGCGGCCUUCGCCGCCAUCUCCGAGGAAGACCGCCAGAAGCUCCAGCUCCAAUCCAUCAGUGCGUCGUUGGCGUCGCUGACGAGGGAGACAGGGCCGAAGGUGGUCAGGGGUGAUCCGGCGAGGAAGGCGGAGGCGACUAAGGUCAACGUCGAGCACCACCACUACCCGACGCCGACCAUCAGCGUCAGCGACAGCUCCCUCAAGUUCACCCAUGUCCUCUACAACCUCUCCCCUGCUGAAUUGUAUGAGCAAGCCAUAAAGUAUGAAAAGGGAUCAUUUAUUACUUCAACGGGGGCCUUGGCCACCAUGUCCGGCGCAAAGACCGGCCGAUCACCCAGGGAUAAGCGCGUCGUCAAGGAUGAAACUACUGCCAAUGAGCUUUGGUGGGGAAAAGGCUCGCCCAAUAUUGAAAUGGACGAACACACCUUCCUAGUGAACAGAGAGAGGGCUGUUGAUUACCUAAACUCUUUGGAUAAGGUAUUUGUGAAUGACCAAUUCCUCAACUGGGAUCCUGAGCAUCGGAUCAAAGUUCGAAUUGUUUCUGCAAGGGCGUAUCAUUCCCUCUUCAUGCACAACAUGUGCAUCCGUCCUACGCCUGAAGAACUGGAGGAUUUUGGUACUCCGGACUUCACAAUUUACAAUGCUGGACAGUUUGCAUGUAAUCGAUACACACACUACAUGACUUCCUCCACCAGCAUUGAUCUUAAUCUCGCUAGGAAAGAAAUGGUCAUCCUUGGCACACAGUAUGCCGGGGAGAUGAAGAAGGGUUUAUUCAGUGUGAUGCACUAUCUAAUGCCUAAAAGAAACAUUCUCUCCCUGCACUCUGGCUCCAAUAUGGGCAAAGAUGGUGAUGUUGCCCUCUUCUUUGGACUAUCAGGCACAGGGAAAACUACUCUAUCGACAGACCAUAACAGGCUUCUCAUCGGUGAUGAUGAACACUGCUGGAGUGAAAAUGGUAUUUCAAACAUAGAAGGAGGUUGCUAUGCAAAAUGUAUCGACCUAUCAAAGGAAAAGGAACCUGACAUUUGGAAUGCCAUCAAAUUUGGAACUGUGUUGGAAAACAUCGUGUUCGAUGAACACACUAGGGAAGUAGAUUACUCUGAUAAAUCCGUUACAGAGAACACUAGAGCUUCAUAUCCUAUCGAGUAUAUCCCUAAUGCAAAGCUACCAUGUGUCGGUCCACACCCGAAGAAUGUCAUCCUGUUGGCGUGUGAUGCUUUCGGUGUGCUUCCACCAGUUAGCAAACUUACAUUGCCACAAACAAUGUACCACUUCAUCAGUGGUUACACUGCUCUGGUGGCUGGCACAGAGGAAGGCGUCAAGGAGCCUCAGGCAACAUUCUCAGCUUGCUUUGGUGCGGCGUUCAUCAUGCUUCAUCCUACCAAGUAUGCAGCUAUGCUGGCUGAAAAAAUGCAGAGCCAUGGUGCCACAGGAUGGCUUGUGAACACUGGUUGGUCUGGUGGAAGGUACGGUGUCGGAAAGAGAAUUAAGCUGGCAUACACAAGGAAAAUCAUUGAUGCCAUACACUCGGGCAGCCUUCUGAAAGUGAACUACAAAAAAACUGAUGUGUUUGGUUUGGAGAUACCUACUGAGAUUGAAGGUGUACCUCCAGAGAUUUUGGAUCCGAUUAACACUUGGGCUGAGAAGGAAGACUACAAGGAGACGUUGCUGAAGCUGGCUGGCCUUUUCAGGAAGAACUUUGAGGUUUUUGCCAACUACAAGAUUGGUCAGGAUGGCAAUCUGACCGAUGAGAUCCUUGCCGCAGGGCCAAACUUCUGAGCCAUGGUGUAAGAAUAAGGAGGUCAUUUGUGUGGAAGAGUCGAAAGCUUUGAUGAUCUCCAUUGUUGUUUCCUUUCCUUUUGUUCAGCCUUCUAGACUAUUUGAUACCAUCUGCAGUUCAAUAUAUGUCAACCAGAGCAUGACGAAAUAUGAUAUUAAAUUCAUUUUUAUUUUCUCAAA
Molecule: messenger RNA, 2359 nt
Organism: Zingiber officinale
Lineage: Eukaryota; Viridiplantae; Streptophyta; Magnoliopsida; Zingiberales; Zingiberaceae
Product: phosphoenolpyruvate carboxykinase (ATP) 1-like
Exons: 13
Coding region: 161-2179 (672 amino acids)
Biological process (GO): gluconeogenesis
Cellular component (GO): cytosol
Molecular function (GO): ATP binding; phosphoenolpyruvate carboxykinase (ATP) activity
Source: RefSeq, a predicted model, not a curated record